UCAUUUUUUUAAAUCCAACAAGCAAACGACACUUGGCAUGACCUGAUUAAUUUAAGGAACCAGAUCAGAUGCCACAAAUUUGCUUGUGCUUCGUCUAGUUUUUGGAUAGGGAGAAAUCAAUCCAAGGGUCCAAAACGCUGCUUGUACUUUGACUAAGUGAAAAAUAGGGUUCUAACACUAACUUUUGGCAUCCGAAUAAACUAAAUGAGUGUAAAUUAUGUCAUGAAACGAAUAAGAGUUUGCCUAGCGAUAUUGCCUUUGGUUUUUUUCUAUAUAUAUAAGGGUGAAAUACAUUAAUUAAUAAAAGUAUUUAAUUGUUCAGGAAAAGAAAAUAAGCAAAGAAAUAAACAAACAAGACAAAAGAAGUUGCGCUCAAAUUGGAGCAGCAGCAAACCAAACAGAAAGACAGACAAACCAGAGUAAAGGAAGGAGGAGGAGAUAGUAAGAACACAAACAUGGCUCUAUCAGCAGCAGACGAAAGCAUCCUCGGACAACAAGGCGCCAAAAUAAGGCAAAAUACACUUAUAUAGCCAAAGUUUUCGCUUUUGUGAUAAUAAUAGCAAAUUUUGAAAAAAUACCACUUAUAUUCACUUUCGUCCAAAUUUUUAACGGUGUUAGCGUUUAGUCUGACUAGACAAACAGAGAUGUUGACGUGACAAAAUCUUAUUUCCAAUUUCUUCUGUAAAUAUCCACGUGGAUAAUAAUUCAAUUAAAAAAAUUACAGGCUAAAAACUUGAUAGAAACCUGCAAUUAUGCUAUUUCGUUAUUUGGACUAUUUUGUCGGUUUAUGGUUCUUUAUGACUAGUUGGGAUUAUUUUAAGGGUCAUUUGGGAGAGGACAAUAAUUUGGGGUAGUAUUGAUAGAUUAUCGGAUUAUAUAAAUAUUAUUGUUAGUGGAAAUUAUCCACUAAGAAAGAUUAAACCUAAUUUAGUUUUUCUAAUUCUCUCUUUUCCUCUUCCCUAUGCCGAAAAUCUUCCCUCUUCCCACCUUGUUGCUGCUCUUCACCCACCCCUCAUUUCUCAAACUUCUUCAUUUCCUUUAAUCCCCUACCAAUCAAGUAGGUCACCUCCUCGGUGAUCGCUCCAUUUUCCAAAUCCCUAGCAAAUGAUAGAAGUUCGAAAAUCGGGUUUUAUGUAAUCUGGUAUCAGAGCCCGGUUCGAUGAUUGAGUUCGGCGCUGCUCCCAACUAGACAUAACUCAAAAAUUAAUGGUGUUAAACAAAUCAAAAAAAUUUGCUGAGAAGGUUACCGGGAAGGCUUUGAUGGAGAAGACGUACGAUGACGCCGCGGCGCAAAAGCCCACUAUUGGCACCAAGAAGGCUGCUGACCAUGGCGCGACCAAGGAGAGCUCAGUGAAGGGUUCGGCACAGCAAGUGGAGGAGUCCCAGGACGGUGUCACCAUGGUUGAUGUGACGCACAAGGAAAAAAUCAAGUCGACAGUGCAAAAAAUAAUGGUGAUGCAUCUGAAAACCAAUUCUGACAUAGAGGAUUUGUGGAGGGCCAUUGAUGACGGAAAGCAGUGGAAUAAGAGUUGGGAAAUGGAGCGGGGGAAAACGGAAGAAAUGGACCGAUAUGAGGGUUAUCGGGAGGAAGACAAUCAUAGGUGGAGCAAAGAGCGAGACCCACGGGGCCCACGAGACUACCGCGGGAGGACUCCAAGUAUUGACAGGUAUGGUGGGUACACAUAUGAUUAUGAGAAUGAUCUUGUGUUCAGAGCCAAACCUCCAACAAUUGAGUUCCCAAGAUUCAACGGUUGUAUGCAGCUGACAGGUGGUUCAAGAACCACCCCACGAAGGAGGAGCUAAAGGCGCACCUGACGUUCUUUUAUAUUGAGGGAGAUGCUCUGCAUAGGUGGGAGUAGUUGGAGAGGUAAUGCACUGCCACCGGGAGGCUGAUUCCCUGACCAAGGUUGCAAGAGGAGCUUUGCUACCAGUUUGGAAAGUCAGAAGAGUGAUCACUAGAGCAGGUGGCCAAGUUGAGACAAACAGGGUCAGUGGCGGAGUAUAGGGCGGAAUUCCUCAAGCUGGGGACCAAUGCAAAGGGGUGAGGACGGCCUGAGGCCAGAGAUCGCUGCCGUGGUCCGGGUCUUUGAUCCGGACUCCUUGAGAUCUGCUUUUCGUCUUGCAUGUUACAAGGAGGAGGAGAUCGCGAGUUGGAGAAGCACCAUAGGCCGCUAUUAGAAGCCUAGUGAAUGAGGAAGUAGCAGCUCGAGACAAUGGAGGAGGAGGGGCUUCGGUCGUGGUGAUUUCAAGCGGAGGAACGGUGGUGACCGCCACCCCGGUAAUGACCGAACCGGGACCUAGAGCACUGCCGAAGGGCUUUGUGAGGCUAUCUCAGGUGGAAAUCGAGCAUAAAAGGCAUGAAGGCAAGUACUUUUAUUGUAAUGAGAGGUUCACGAUAGAUCACUAGUGUGCAAAAUCAAACUUGAUUAUGUUGGUCGGUCGUUGGAUGGACGAGGCAGAGGAUGAAGCAACGACGGGAAGAGGCGAUCCAGAGGCGGGAGUUAAACUUUGAGGACAAGGUUGUUCUGAAGAAGGCGGGGAUGAUAUAACCCUGCAAUUCUGCUAUUUCAUUAUUUGGACUAUUUUUUCGAUUUAUGAUUCUUUAUGACUAGUUGGGAUUAUUUUGAGGAUCAUUUGAGAGAGGAUAAUAAUUUUGGGUAGUAUUGAGGGAUUAUCGAAUCAUAUAAAUAUUAUUGUAAGUGGAAAUUACCCACUAAGCAAGAUCAAAACCUAAUUCAGUUUUCCUAAUUCUCUAUUUUCCUCUUCCCUCUACUAUGGCGCGCCGUAUCCCCUUCCUUGCAGGGAUUGAGGAAGGCAGGGAGGCUAGAGCCGAGGAAGGAGAUACCAGAGGUGGAUAGGUUGAAGAAUCCCUGGAGCCACAAAAAAGUGGAAUUAAUGUUGUCAUUGCGCCGAACGAUUCUUCACCAGAAGACACUGCUUCGCCGCCACGGAUCGCUUCACGACCAGCAAACGCAGAUCUUGACCGUCUACUCUCCCAGCUUAUCCUAUGUUGCCUUUCGGGUUGUUCAUCGUCGAAUAUGGUCAAAUCUAAACACUCAGAAGGAAGGAUGUGGCCAUAACAAGAAUCUGCCUCAUCUCGAAUCGGGACAAGCACAUCUCCGAUGCGUUCACAACUAGGCCUUCAAUACACAAAUUGAAACCCAGAACCAGGGUUUUAGGUGGCGCUGCGUUCGAGCUUUGAGGAAGGACCUGGAUUCCAACCAUCUCGAGAUCGGAGAUGAAACAACCAAGUGCAUAUCUAAGUAUCCUCAGAAGCCACACAUCAAAGUCGCCUCACCAAAAAUGGACGCGGGCCAAGACUAGCUUCUCCUCGCUAUUGAGGAUUUGAUUCGGGGAUGGGAUGAAAGGGUUCCUUAUUCUUGGCGAGAGGACGAAGAUGAAAGGGGAUCGCCAGAUUUUUUUAUAAUUCAAUUUUGUGAUUAAAUAAAAAUAAAAAUCAUUCUUUGAAUUUUUAAUUAAAAUAACACGUGGUGUCUAGGUGUCAUCAACGUUUGAGUUCUCACUGAUGUGUGCGAUGAUUUGACAUCCUAGUCAACCAUAGUUCACCUAACUCAUGGAGUUUCUAACACUGUUAAAGUUUGUAACGGAAAUGUCUAUAUUUGUCAUAAACUUUCAAAAUUUUG
Messenger RNA from Linum trigynum, 3644 nucleotides. Lineage: Eukaryota; Viridiplantae; Streptophyta; Magnoliopsida; Malpighiales; Linaceae. The record is from the annotation of a GenBank genome assembly.